AUGGCUUCCGCAUCGGCCUCCUCGUCGUCUUCCGCCUCAUCAACCAUUUCCUCUUCCGGGGGGACUUCCGCUUCCGCCUCCUCAUCCCUCGCAGCGGGGCUUGCGCGCAAGUUGCGGAAGGUCCUCGACACGCGCACGGACUCCCCCGAGCUGCUGGCAGCGCUCGGCGCGCUUUCGGGCUUCUACCGCGAAAACUCGCUGGCCAAUCGGCGCGCUUUGAAGUCCACGAUUGAGCGUAGAGGAUUGGCUAUUAACGAGGAAUUUCUUCAGGCGUCGGAAGCUGCUCAGGAGGCGCUAGAUGUGGUAGAAGCGGAGGUGCGGGGCCUUGCAGAGUGCUGCGACAGAAUCGGCGCAGCACUGACCACAUGCGCGUCAACAACGGGAGACAUGGUGCUGGCAACAGAGCGGCUCAAGCUGGAGCUGGUUACCACAGUGCGGCGCCAGCAGCUCGUUGCAGCCUUUCUCAGAAGCUACCAGCUCUCGCCACAGGAGGUGCAAGCACUGCGGGAGGACGAGAUCAGCGAGAAAUUCUUCGAGGCGCUGAACCGAGUGCACGAGAUUCAUGCCAACUGCAAGCUGCUGCUGCGCACCCACCACCAGAGGGCGGGGCUGGAGUUGAUGGAUCUGAUGGCAGUGUACCAGGAGGGGGCGUAUGAGAGGGCGGGACUGGAGCUCAUGGAUCUGAUGGCCGUGUACCAGGAGGGGGCGUAUGAGCGACUAUGCAGGUGGGUGCAGGCGGAGUGUCGCAGCCUGGGGGACAGCGAUGGGGACACACCUGAAGUGGGCCCACUGCUGCGCACUGCAGCACAUUGCCUUAAAGACCGCCCCGUGCUCUUCCGCUACUGCACAGAGGAGGUGGCCAACACGCGCCACAACGCACUCUUCCACCGCUUCAUUGCUGCUCUCACGCGUGGCAGGCCGGGCGGCAUGCCUCGUCCCAUUGAGGUGCAUGCGCACGACCCGCUGCGAUACGUCGGCGACAUGCUGGCAUGGCUGCACCAGGCACUAGCCUCAGAGAAAGAGUUGGCUGCAGCUUUAUUCGCCAACACAGAUAAACCCUCAUCCACGUCAGCAGAAUCAGGAGAAGGGGGAGCAAGGGCAGGGGGGGUGGAUGCUGACGUGGCAGCGGUGCUGGACCGCGUAUUUGAGGGCGUGUGCCGGCCAUUCAAAGUGCGUGUGGAGCAGGUGCUGACGGGGCAGCCGGGGCUCGUGCUGUGCUACAAGCUCUCCAGCCUCCUCUCCUUCUACUGUCACACUGUAGCAGAGUUGCUGGGCGAGAAAGCAGCCCUAUGUGUGGUUCUAAGGGACCUCAGUGAAGCAGCAGGGAGGGCGUUUCUCGACGCAGUCAAGCUCAGGGGCGAUCGAGUGCUGCGCUUCCCCCCGGCAGUGCCCUCCGACCUCUCCCCCCCGCCUCUCGUGGGGGAAGGAGUGGCGGUGGUGUUGGAGCUACUGCAGGCGCAUGCCAGCAUGAUGGUGCCUGCUGGUGCAGGCAAGCCGGAUUUUCUACCCGUUGCUGCUGCUCUGCUAGACCCCCUUGUGGAGGUGAGUUCCUGCCUGUCUCUCCUGUUCCGUUCCCAUCACUUCCCCUCCCCUCUUCCGCCUCUCGUGGGGGAAGGAGUGGCGGUGGUGUUGGAGCUACUGCAGGCGCAUACAAGCAUGAUGGUGCCGGCUGGGGCUGCCAAACCGGAUUUUUUACCCGUCACUGCUGCGUUCCCAGACCCACUCGUGAAGGUGCACACACGGGCAGCACAGGCCCGCACACCCAAAGCCGUCACUGCUCUCACCUCUGGCUCCUUCCUCCUCUCUCCCUCGCCGCGCGUCUGCCUCUGCGUCCCACAGGCGCUGACAGCAAAGGCCGUGACUGCUCUCUCCUCGGGCUCCUCCUCUCUCCCUCGCCGCGCCUCUGCUUCUGCAUCCAUGUCCGCAGCAGCAGGAGGGGACAGCGGGCCAUUGGGGAGAAGGGGGUCUGUGCCUGUGGGCAGGAGAUCUACUGAAGGGCAGGACGAUGGGACGGACAACACGGUGAGUGUUUGUGACUCUGCUUCUGCAUCCAUGUCCACAGCAGCAGGAGGGGACAGUGGCCCGCUGGGGAGAAGGGGGUCUGUGCCUGUGGGCAGGAGAUCUACUGAAGGGCAGGACGUUGGGGCUGAGAACACGCAGGUGGGGAGAGUGGGCCGCUGGGGAAUAAGGGGGUCGCUGCCGCUGGGCAGAUGGGCCACUGAAGGAAAGAACAAGGGGGCUGAGAGAAUGGUGAGUGUUUCUAUGUCAACCGAGAGGGUUGAGAAUCGUGUUCCUGCAGCAGGGAGGGAGAUCGGCCCACUGGGAAGAAGAGGGUCGUUGCCGCUAGGCAGGCAGGCUACAGAUGGGGAGAUCGAGGGGGCUGAGAGCACGGAGUGCUCGUCUCAGAGCACAUCACAGCCAUGGUGCCCCUCGAGGUGGCGGCUAUCCUCCACCACUGCAUGCUCUCCCCCAUCCUCCUUACCUCCUCACCUGUACCCCCCCACCACCACUCCCCCACCCCCCACCUACAUCAGGCGGUGGCAGUGGCACGCCACAUCUUCCUCGCCAACUGCCCGGCAGCCCUGCAUGCGCCCCUCGCCCCCUGCCAGUGCUGUGAACACCAUACGUGCCAGGACCUUAUCCCCUUUAACCACCUGUACCUCCCCAACCCCUUCCCCCCAUCAGGCGGUGAGUGUCGCGAGGCACAUCUUCCUCGCCAACUGCCUGGCAGCUCUGCACGCGCCCCUCGCGCCCUUCCCAGUGCUGACACCAUACUCCCAGGGGCUGGCAGGCGCGCUCUCAGAGCACGUCACAGCCAUGGUGCAGCUCGAGGUGGCGGCCAUUCUCGACCACUGCAUGCUCUCUCCCAUCCUCCGCCUCAUCGCUCAAAUCAACCAGGCCUCUCAGCAACAGCAACAACAGCAGCAGCAGCAAGAAGGGGCAGAGGUAUCAGCAGCAGGAGCGGCAACCCCCCCGUCGCAGCAGUACCCUCCCUUGGCCCAGUUCCCAGAGGCGUCUCCCUCUGCUGUGGCGGAGUCACUGCAGCGGCUCUUUGCCCUGCUGGCAGGGGCGGAGGGGCGUCUGCCUGAGUUUGAGGCGCUGGGCGUGGCGAAGCUGAGGGCGCAGGCUGCAGGGCUGGUGGCGGGGGCGCUGGCAGAUGCGUAUGCAGCGGUGUAUGACGCGGACUGCCUGACUUUGGGGCACCGCAGUGCAGCCAGAUGGGUGAACGUGUGCAGUGCAGGCGGCUGGGCUGUCGGACUGUUUGGAUGUAUGGUGCUGGGUGGGGCGAAGCUGAGAGCGCAGGCUGCUGGGCUGGUGGUGGGGGCGCUGGCAGAUGCGUAUGUGGCGGUGUAUGAGGCGGUGUGGGAUGAGCACAUGCAAAUCCCAGUGCUAGCCGCACUGGGCAAGGCGUGGGGUCGCACAUUCGCCAACUGCUCUCAAGCCACCGGAUUGACGUGUAAUGGCAAGGGCAUGGUUAUUGAGAUGUCGCUCAACAACACUCAACUCACAGGAUCCAUUCCGUCGGUGAUCGGCAAACUAUCUCUCCUUGCUCACGUCAACCUAGGCGCCAAUCAGCUAACGGGGGUCAUUCCAGAGUCUAUCGGGAAUCUCACCAACCUCUCCUACCUAGGUCUCUACAACAAUCAGCUAACCGGCCCUGUUCCGCAGUCGAUUGCAGCGCUCGCCAAGCUGCAAACCUUAACACUAUCUGACAACCGACUCAACGGCAACCUUCCUAAUGCUCUUGGCAACCUCACGGCACUUCUCAGGCUCAAUUUGGACAACAACUUGUUGUCGGGCUCCCUCCCGUCAACACUCUCUGCCCUCUCCUCCGCCACUUACCUGAGCAUUUCUGAUAAUCUCCUCAACGGCACUCUCCCUGAUGGCAUUGGCGCCCUCUCUGCGCUCCAAAGCCUCGGUUUGGCCAACAACUCUCUCUCUGGGCCGCUUCCCAUAUCCAUAGGCAACCUCACCAGCCUAGUCACCCUGGGUCUGACCAACAACAGCCUGUCUGGUCGACUUCCCUCCUCAAUCUCGUCCCUUGGGAAGCUCGAGAAGCUCAACCUGGGCUUUAAUAUCUUCACGGGCGCACUACCCAACAGCAUCAGGCGGAUGACUGCCCUAACAAGAAUUCGCCUGCAUAACACGUCCCUCUCUGGGCCUCUCCCACCGCGCAUAGGGGAGCUCAGGAGACUCAAACAAGUGGAUCUGAGCAACACUGGAAUCAGCGGGGCUCUUCCUGAAUCCAUGGGCCACCUGGACAAGCUCACAGAGCUCUACAUGCACGGGUGUCAGCUCAACGGAUCGUUGCCCGUGCUACUAGGCAACCUCACAGCUCUGCAAACACUCGAUCUAGGGAGCAAUCAUUUCUCAGGGGAAAUUCCCCUGUUUCUUAGCAGCCUCACACGCGUGGAGUCACUGGACCUCUCCGCCAAUCAGCUCACAGGAUUGAUCCCGGACACCGUCAGCACCAUGCAACGACUGCAACAGCUUGAUCUCGCCUCCAACAGCCUCUCAGGCUCUGUCCCGUCCACCACCGCCCUGCUCACCAACCUCACCUCUCUAAACUUGUCACACAACAACCUCUCAGGGACGAUACCAGCUUCCUUCUCCACCCUCACGGGUCUGCAGGCGCUCGAUUUGAGUUACAAUCCUCAGCUCAGUGGGUCCAUACCCGCUACCCUGGGGCAGCUCAGCAACCUCACUUUUCUUGCAACCAACGGCACCAGCACCACCUGUCCCCUCCCAUCGGCACCAUGCGAGGUGACCCAGUCAUCCACCUCGGCCUUCUGCGUGGCCUGCCCUGACUUCUGCUCCUCCUGCUGCACCUCCUGCUCCUCCGACCCCUGCACCAGCUACCCCUCCAACCCAUGUGGCCCAGGAGACUGCAUCCCCUCCUCUCCUCCUCUCCUCCUCCUCUCCUCCUCCUCUCCUCCCAACCCCGUUUCCGCUUCCACCAACAAGGCCCCUCCACCAGCCUCCACCACAGCUCCUAACAGCUCUUACACCUGCCGCUGCUCUGCGGGUGCUGCUGCUGCCGUGGGGGCCAAUGGGCUGCCGACAUGUGUGACUUCCCCCCCCCCACCGCCUCAGGGGCCAUCCAGUGCAGUUGCCAUGCCGACUGGGGCAAUCAUCGGCAUCGCAGUCGCGUCCUUCGCUGUGAUUGUGUGCUGCUUCACUCUCAUCUUCCUCUGCUGGCGAUGGCGCCACACCAGCCAGAGCAGAGAGCUGGCCAACCAAGGUUGGCAGGCAGAAGCAGAUCGAACUCAUCAUGCGCCACCUACACCAAACGCGCCGCCGCUGCCUCACCCGCUGCUCUCCGUCUACUCGCGUAACUCGUCGCUUCGGUCUCGUCCUCGUCGCCGCGACAGCAUGCCUCGCUGUAGGCAUACGCCGUCCUCGCAAUCCCUCCCCCACCCUUCCCCCCCCCAUCCCCUUCCCUACCCCCCCCCCUCUCCCCCCCCCGCCCCGCCUGCGCCUACUAGCUCUAGUACCCAUUGCCCCUGUGCCGCGCCAUCCCCCCUCAAAAUCGCCGCAGCGCCCACGCUCGUCCCAUGCCCUCUCACCACCCCCCUCCGCCACCCCCUUCAAUCCUCUGCCUGUUUCCGCGCGCAGGCGUGCAGCGCGCAGCAGCAGAGCGGAGCGGCGCAGCAGCAGGGCGGAGCGGCGCAGCCGGGGUCGAUGCUGGCGGGAUUCGAGUACCCGGAGCACGUGUGCGGGGCGGCGUGGCGCGACGAGUACGCGCAGCUGCACGCGCGCAUCAGAGCCGCCAGCAGAGACGCGUGGCGGGCGCGACAGCCGCCAGGUAUACUACUAGUAGCGGCGGACGGCGGGGCGGAGCGCGUGGUGAUGCGGUCUUAA
Molecule: messenger RNA, 5862 nt
Organism: Closterium sp. Naga37s-1
Lineage: Eukaryota; Viridiplantae; Streptophyta; Zygnematophyceae; Desmidiales; Closteriaceae
Source: the annotation of a GenBank genome assembly